Messenger RNA from Drosophila novamexicana, 1379 nucleotides. It is a transcript of the gene pall, whose product is annotated as F-box only protein 28. Gene Ontology annotation, molecular function: protein binding. NCBI's taxonomy places the organism in Eukaryota, Metazoa, Arthropoda, Insecta, Diptera, Drosophilidae. Gene Ontology annotation, biological process: protein polyubiquitination. The record is from RefSeq and is a predicted model, not a curated record. The transcript is spliced from 3 exons. Bases 195 to 1232 code for a protein of 345 amino acids.
CGUUACAGUUAGUUGCCCACAGCAUGCGUGACAUAGCACUCAGCUUUUGUGGGGGCGCGAUGCAAGCAGUCUGGCAACGCAGACAAUUUUUGCUUCUUUCUUUCGUUUGUUUUCGCUCUUCAUUUGUUGUGCUCAGUAGCAAAAUAUUUUGGAGGUUUUCCAAUUCAAUUCUCAAAACAAACUAAAACUGCAUAAUGCAUAUCUUAGAUCUUCCGGACACUGUGCUAAUGGACAUAUUGGAGCUGCUCACGUACGACGAGGUAGCCAGAAAACGCGAGGUAUGCGCUCGCUUCAACUACAUUUGCCAACAGGUACUUAAUACGGGCUUCAACAAGGUUGUGCAGGAGCAUGCCAAGAAUUUCAAACGCAUCAAAUCCCUGCUGCCACGUCGUGAAUCAGAACGGCGCAAUCACAUGCUGGCACGCCACUCGGACAUCCUGACGUCCAUUGAGACGCGCAUUUCAAUGCUGACAAUGACCUACUCCAAGUUUAUACACCUGAACAUGUGCUGCUUUAUACCCGGCCGCGUACUUGACGAAAUCAACAGCAUAUUACGGCUGUUGGGCGGCACAACAAAGUCGCUGCGUCCGCACGAGGUGUUGCAGGAACUGCGCGACAUCUCCUCGAUGGCCAUUGAGCAUUUCGAUGAAAAGAUUGCCAUCAACUUUAAGACGGCCAUCAAGAUGAACGAACCCUCCUCCUCGGCCAGCGCACGCGUCGUUGUCUGCGGCGCCCUUGGCGACAUCAGCUUCGACGGCGUCAAGGUCAGCCGCUUAAAGAAGGUUCAAGCUCAGCAGCAGCAGCAGCAACAGACGCACUGCCACAAUAUGCUCUGUAUGGGCCAAAAGAGCGACACACUGCCGCAGCAGGCGCUGCUGCUGGCCAACACACUGCCCGCCGGCAAUGGCACUGCUGGCACCGAUGUCAGCCAAUGUAAUUGCAAUCGGGAUCGUCUAACCAAGCAGCUGCAGCGCCAAUGGCAAACACAAAAAGUGCUAACGUCUCGCGUGCGACUACUUGAGGGAUCGCGCAAGGCGCAGGAGCGUCGUCUGCAGGAGGCGCUGGGCAGCAUCACAGAACUGGCCACCCAAGUGUCCGAGCUGAAGCGCCAGCUCGAGGAUGUCCUGGCCAAGGGCAAGUCCAGCGCAAAUGUAGCAAGUGGGGCAAGUGGGAAGCGCACAACAACAGUGGCCACCGACUGUUUGCCGCCCAGCAAGAAACCAAAGGCUUAGUGCCUCCUCAUGUAGGCUGUAGAUUGUACUUAGGGUUGGCCGUAGGUUAAGCAUCUGUACUUUCGAAUAUUCACACUCACACAUGAAUAUAUUAUAAUUAAUUACAUAAGUAUUCCCAUAUAAAGCAGCUGCCGCUAAGAAUAUAAA